AUGGAUGCAUUCAGAGGUGUCAUUAAAGGAGUUCGUGGGUUUUCCACCACGGUUUGCAGUAGUGCACGUGCAUACAAGAGUGUUGUCAACAGGCAGUUAAAGAAAACACCAGAGUACAAAGUUGGAGAUCCGAGAAGCCCAAGACUAUGGGUUCCAAAGGAGAUUAGCAAAUACCCAGCGUAUCCAUAUGGGGAGUCCAGACUUUUCAAGAGAAGUGACAGAGGCCUCUAUGGAGGACAAGUGGUUUCGUUUGGUAAUAAGGUCAGUGAAAUGGGCAAUAGAAGUAGAAGAUCGUGGUUGCCUAACGCGAUUGUCAAGAGUCUAUGGUCCGAAUCUUUGAACAAGGUGAUCAAGAUGAGGUUAACAGCAAGGGUUUUGAGAACAAUCACCAAGGAAGGUGGUUUAGACAACUACUUGACGAAGGACAAGCAGGCAAGAAUUAAGGAGCUAGGACUAUUUGGAUGGAGACUAAGACACGACGUCCUAAAGGCUAGAGCAUUGGCCAAGCUCCCUCCUAGAUACCAGGUCUUCAAGAAGGAAGACGGUUCUGAAGUCAAAGUUUACUUUGAUGGGGAAUACCAAGGCCAACCAGUCAAACUAACCAUCGGUAAGAGAAAGCUACUACAACAGUUAUUCCCGGCUGUUAAGAAUAAUACCGUUGGUAAUUUGUCAUUUGCAUCGUUCAACGUCGGACGUGCCAAUAAGGAUAUUGGAGAAAUCAUGGCCGAAUGUGAAAAAUUGAAUGUUGAUUUGAAGAACUACAUUUUAUAA
Pichia kudriavzevii is the source of this 771-nucleotide messenger RNA. RefSeq lists its product as uncharacterized. The coding region runs from base 1 to 771 and encodes 256 amino acids. Gene Ontology annotation, molecular function: structural constituent of ribosome. The transcript has a single exon. The record is from RefSeq and is a predicted model, not a curated record. Lineage: Eukaryota; Fungi; Ascomycota; Pichiomycetes; Pichiales; Pichiaceae. Gene Ontology annotation, cellular component: mitochondrial large ribosomal subunit.